UGACUGUCAGUUAUUCUGGAUGUUUUGGGCUAACGAAAAAACCUAGGGAAUUCACCUAUUUAAGUGCAUUCAUGUUUCUGGCGCAAGGGGACGACAAAGGUGAACUCCGUACAAGGGGCUAUCUUCUAUUCGCAACGUCCAUUACCUGCGCCGGAAGUUGGAUUUGUAAACGCUGAUGUGUUACUUUCAAUGAGAUCUCGUUAACUUCAAGACCGUUGUAGGUGAAGCAGUUAACUUAAAUUUAUACUACACAAGUCGAUGUCAAAGACUAUCUGCUACACUUACGUGAAGGGAAUCCAAGUAGUGUCGAGCGAAUGGCGCCCAAAGGUAAAGUUGGCACUAAAGGCAAAAAGCAAAUCUUUGAAGAAAAUGAUGCGACGCUCAAGUUCUACACCAGAGUAAUAUUGGGAGCAAACGCGAUAUACAUUGCCAUAAACCUCGUCGUUUUCUACAGUUCUUCAACAUUUUGGACAUGGUUUGCCCUGUUGUUUGCCUUGGGGGUGUAUGGGGGCAGUUACCGCUCCAUGACAGCCAUGGCCAAGGCAACAUUUGGUGAGGAUGGGAGUCUGCUGGAUGGAGGAAUAGAUCUAAAUAUGGAGCAGGGGAUGGCUGAGCAUCUGAAGGAUGUCAUCCUGCUAACUGCCAUAGUACAAGUGCUAAGUGCCAUCUCCUCCUACUUCUGGUACCUCUGGUUGCUGGCUCCUGCCCGUGCAAUGUUCCUGCUGUGGGUGAACUUCCUAGGCCCCUGGUUUUCGGCCGAAGCCCCUGGCAGCACCCCAGAAGAAGCCAACGAAAAGAAGCAGCGACGACAGGAGCGCAGGCAGAUGAAGAGAUUCUAACUGCGGGAUCGACAUUGCGGUAUUUUUAUACAUGGAAUUAAUCUAAAUAGUUGAGAACUCUCUACUUAAGUUAUUCAGAAGGAACUUUUGAUGUAUGCUGAAAGACGUCCAGACAUGGAUAAGGAACCAGGAACCCUGUGGGAAAUCUGGUUGUCCUUUUUCCCUCCAUCCCUACUAUUCUUUCUGCCCAUCUGGAGAGGAAAUUGUUCUAGUGCUGAUGACUUCUCAAAUAUAUGGCCUGUAAUUUUGGUUUUGCACAACAUUUUUCAUCAUAUUGUAUCCAUUUCAUCCGAUUAAGUAAAGUAUUUGAUGAUA
Esox lucius (northern pike) is the source of this 1154-nucleotide messenger RNA. RefSeq names its product transmembrane protein 208 (gene tmem208). Lineage: Eukaryota; Metazoa; Chordata; Actinopteri; Esociformes; Esocidae. Bases 315 to 839 code for a protein of 174 amino acids. The record is from RefSeq and is a predicted model, not a curated record. The transcript has 6 exons. Gene Ontology annotation, biological process: vacuolar protein processing. Gene Ontology annotation, cellular component: intracellular membrane-bounded organelle.